Molecule: messenger RNA, 579 nt
Organism: Microtus ochrogaster (prairie vole)
Lineage: Eukaryota; Metazoa; Chordata; Mammalia; Rodentia; Cricetidae
Gene: Tmem52b
Product: transmembrane protein 52B
Source: RefSeq, a predicted model, not a curated record
AUGACGCUUCUGGCCCAGGUGUUCAGUCUAAUGGCAGUCCGCACCCGAGUGGUGAUGACCUCUGUCCUGGUUUACUUCAUCCAGCUUUCUGGAGCCAGAUGUGAGGAGAAUUGUGUCAACGCUGAACAUUGUUUGUCCACUGACUGGGUACAUCUCUGGUAUAUAUGGUUGCUGGUGGUAGUUGGUGCGUUGCUUCUCCUGUGCGGCCUGACUUCAGUAUGCUUCCGCUGCUGUCUAAGCCGUCCGGAAAAUGGGGAAGAUGGGGCCCCACCACCCUAUGAAGUGACCGUCAUUGCUUUUGACCAUGACAGCACUCUCCAGAGUACCAUCACAUCACUUCAGUCUGUGUUUGGCCCUGCAGCUCGGAGAAUACUGGCGGUGACUCAUGCACACAGCUCCCUGGGCCAGCUGCCCCCCUCCCUUGACACACUCCCAGGCUAUGAGGAAGCUCUUGGCAUGAGCCGCUUCACCGUGGCAAGGUGCGGGCCGAAAGCGCCUGACUUACCCUCAGUGCCAGAGGAAAAGCAGCUGCCUCCCCCAGGGAAGGACUCUCCCCAGCUGGAACUCCCAUCACACUGA